Molecule: messenger RNA, 250 nt
Organism: Pichia membranifaciens NRRL Y-2026
Lineage: Eukaryota; Fungi; Ascomycota; Pichiomycetes; Pichiales; Pichiaceae
Exons: 1
Coding region: 15-197 (60 amino acids)
Source: RefSeq, a predicted model, not a curated record
GUCUGGCGGUAAUGAUGUCUUGCUGCAUGGUCGUUCAUUUACAUUCUCCGCGUUCCACAGCACGAAGUGAGACGAAGGUACGCCUUGCCCUUGUCUUCGCAGGGGCUGGCGGAAACAGGCGCCCAUCAAAUAGCAUGAUUGAUAGAAGUAUUAACCUUCUAUCUGUUAUGAACUUUAACGGCGGGCUGGAAAUGUAAUCGAACGAUUUGUUACUUAUGGUUUGGAACCAGCGCACGGCCGCAUUGACGAA